Messenger RNA from Lutzomyia longipalpis, 2572 nucleotides. It is a transcript of the gene Pdk1, whose product is annotated as 3-phosphoinositide-dependent protein kinase 1. Bases 151 to 1746 code for a protein of 531 amino acids. Gene Ontology annotation, molecular function: ATP binding; protein serine/threonine kinase activity. Gene Ontology annotation, biological process: peptidyl-serine phosphorylation; intracellular signal transduction. The transcript is spliced from 4 exons. The record is from RefSeq and is a predicted model, not a curated record. Lineage: Eukaryota; Metazoa; Arthropoda; Insecta; Diptera; Psychodidae.
ACAAAGUGGCGUCUGUCAAAAAGGUCGAAGAAGAAAAAGAAGAAGAUUCGGAGUGAAAUUGUGCAAAAAAGGUGUUUUUCUCAAAAGAUUUUUUUGUGCACUUCUUGCGUCGAACUGCCGAGGAACUGUGGAAAGAAAACUGGGGGCGCUAUGAUGAAGGACGAAGAGCCCCAGCGGGAUAAUAGGGAGGAGAGCCUCAUUGCAGAGGCACAACCAACUAAUGAUGUAUCGUCAAAUUCUGCGAAUAACUCGAGAGUUCCGGGAAAUGCUACGACGCCCCGAAGUGGGGUACCCACCAAGAGAUCCGCCACAGACUUCCGCUUUGGUAAGACUAUUGGUGAGGGGAGCUUCAGCACUGUCUACCUGGCCAAGGAUAUCCACACACGCAGGGAAUAUGCAAUAAAAGUAUGCGAUAAGCAGCAUAUCAUCCGGGAGAAGAAGAGCGAGUACAUUAAGCGUGAACGGGAGGCAUUGCACGUGAUGAGUAGCGUUCCCGGAUUCGUCAAUCUCUACUGCACCUUUCAGGAUCAGAAGAGUCUCUACUUUGUCAUGACGUACGCAGCAAAUGGGGACCUUCUGCCCUACAUCAACAAGGUGGGCUCCUUCGAUAUGGAAUGCACACGCUUCUACGCAGCUGAGUUGGUAAUUGCGUUGGAGCAGAUGCACAAACGCGGUGUGAUUCAUCGUGAUUUGAAACCCGAAAAUAUCCUCUUGGACGAGAAGAUGCACUCCCUCAUUGCGGACUUUGGUUCAGCAAAAAUGGCACCGUCGCAGGAUUCGAAUGUUGUGCCACCCGUUAAGCCACCACCUGAGAAGGAUAAAACCCCCAUGUCGCGUUCCUUUCGACGCAACAGCUUCGUCGGUACGGCUCAGUAUGUUUCACCCGAAGUGCUCAAAGGGCAGCCAACAUCCAAGGCAGUGGAUUUGUGGGCAUUGGGAUGCAUUAUCUACCAAAUGGUGUCGGGUUUGCCACCCUUCCGAGCUGGCUCGGAAUAUUUGAUCUUUCAGAAGAUCCUCAAGCAAGAUCUCACCUUUCCCGAUGGCUUUGACGUUACGGCCAAGGAUUUGGUGGAGAAACUCCUGGUGAUUGAUCCAAAUGCACGACUUGGUGCUGAUGAUGCCGAUAAUCGCUACGACAGUAUACGAAAUCAUGCAUUCUUCGAUGGCAUUAACUGGUGCAAUCUGCGUGAACAGACACCACCGCAAAUUUAUCCCUACCUACCGGGAAGGAGUCUCGAAGGGGAGCUGCGGAGUCGCUACAGGGUGCCGGAUAAUCUCGAGCCGGGUCUCGAUGAGCGUCAACUGACACGGCUGCUGGGUCUCGAAUUGGGUACGACUGGGUCAAAUCUACCGACCGAGCAAUCAAGCUUAGCGAGGGUGUCGGAGGUGGAGAGGCAGCAGCGCUUAGAAAUCCAGAAGACUGACAAAUGGAAUCAAUUUGUCGAGGGUGAAUUGAUUCUGAAGAAGGGCUAUGUGCAUAAGCGGAAGGGUCUCUUUGCGCGGAAACGGAUGCUCCUGCUCACCACGGGACCGCGUCUCUUCUACAUUGAUCCCGUGCAGAUGGUGAAGAAGGGCGAGAUACCAUGGAGUGCUGAGCUACGCGUUGAACCCAAAAACUUUAAAAUUUUCUUCGUUCACACACCAAAUCGAACGUACUACUUAGAGGACUCCGAAGGGUUCGCCCUCGAGUGGUGCAGCGCAAUAGAGAAUGUCCGAAAUUCCACGUAUAGUAAUUCGUCGUCGUAAGAAAAUUAAAAAAAAAAUGGGGACUGCUGGUGUAAUUUAUUUGCAAAGAGAACGCGCGCGAGUAAGUUAAAAUUAAAAAAAUAACAAAAAAAAACAAGAGAAAAAUAUUUAAUUGAACAUAACAAAAAUUAAAAAAAAAAAAACUAGAUAGUUCCAAUUUAUCUCACGCAGAAGAAAAAAAAUUAUUUAAAAUAAAAAAAAAUGAAGGAAGUUUGUUCUCUCAGUUUUGAAAUAACGUCAGACAAUGUAAUAUUUUCUUCUUCUUUUUGUUGUGAGUAAUUAAAUAAAAAUAACAAAAUAUUUAGGUUCUUUAUGUAUAGAUAAAAGAAAAGAAAAAAAAUGUUGUUUUUUUGAAGAAUAUUUAGCAAAAGAAAACGAGAGGAAAAGAAGAAAAAAAUACGCAUUUUCCCAUCGCGAAUUGAGAGUCUUUUUAAUUUAAAUGUUUUGUGUAAAGAAGUAAAAAUUAAAUAAUAAAUGAAAAAAAAACGGUGCAAAAGAGAGAGGUUUAGUGAAAAAGAGAAAGAGAGAUAAAUAAUUAUGCCAUGCUGUUUGUAUUCCGAAUAAAAGUUAAUUUAUAAAAAUUAUUCAUUUUAGAGAGAAUUUUGUCCCACAAUUUGUUCAUAAUGUUUUUUUUCUUUCUGUGUAUCAAAUAUAGCUCUUUUUUCUUCUUGUUUUUUCCUCAAUGAUUAACAUUUUGGUAGAAUAAAGUAUUUUUUAAUUAUUUAUAAUAAUUAUAAUAUAUUUAAAUUACUACACAUAAUAGUUAUAUAGAGAUUUUGAGGAUGAUAAAAAUACAAUAAUAAUUAUGACAGCGGUUAAUUUAUAA